AUGUUGCAGCAGCGGUGGAGAUGUGGCUGCGUGAGCUGCUACACCCAUCGGAUGGCGAACCAGCUCAAGAGCCUGAUUGACUUCCUCCAGAAGGGGUCGAUCUCAGAGAUCGCUGGCAAGCUGUCAUGGUGGUUUGACGCCCAGGCCAUGCUGGAGACUCUAGAUCUCAUUCUCACAUACCUGGGCGAGUCUGAGGAUGCUCGGAGGGGCACCCCUGGUGACUUUCUGGAGGCCGUAGGGGAACUAGUUACAUAUAUCGAUGGCGAGGCCUCGAGAGACUCCUGGCCUUGGAAUCAUGAGGAUGUACAGGAGGCAUUGAAGAAUUUGAAGCGCAGCUUUGAGAAAUGCAAGUCAUUAGGACUAGGUGUUGGAGCCGAGGAGGCGAGCAUCCAGGCUUUCCCUCUGGACCCGCAGCUUUGCUUCCCUAUUGACGACGGUAGCCCGGUUCAGGCGCAAUAG
This is a messenger RNA of Dichomitus squalens LYAD-421 SS1, 459 nucleotides long. RefSeq lists its product as uncharacterized. Bases 1 to 459 code for a protein of 152 amino acids. The transcript has 4 exons. The record is from RefSeq and is a predicted model, not a curated record. Lineage: Eukaryota; Fungi; Basidiomycota; Agaricomycetes; Polyporales; Polyporaceae.